AUGGGCAACAUCUUCGGGAACCUGCUGAAGAGCCUCAUCGGGAAGAAGGAGAUGAGGAUCCUGAUGGUGGGGCUGGAUGCUGCUGGCAAGACCACCAUCCUCUACAAACUGAAGCUGGGGGAGAUCGUCACUACCAUCCCCACUAUAGGGUUCAACGUGGAAACAGUGGAGUACAAGAACAUCAGCUUCACCGUGUGGGACGUGGGUGGGCAGGAUAAGAUCCGGCCCCUCUGGAGGCAUUACUUCCAAAACACCCAGGGGCUGAUCUUCGUGGUGGACAGCAACGACCGAGAGCGGGUGAACGAGGCACGGGAGGAGCUGAUGAGGAUGCUGGCAGAGGAUGAGCUGAGGGACGCUGUCCUUCUGGUUUUUGCCAACAAGCAGGACCUGCCCAAUGCCAUGAAUGCUGCGGAGAUCACAGACAAGCUGGGGCUGCACUCCCUGCGCCACCGCAAUUGGUACAUCCAGGCCACCUGUGCCACCAGUGGGGAUGGGCUCUACGAGGGCCUCGACUGGCUUGCCAACCAGCUCAAGAACAAGAAGUGA
Molecule: messenger RNA, 546 nt
Organism: Indicator indicator
Lineage: Eukaryota; Metazoa; Chordata; Aves; Piciformes; Indicatoridae
Gene: ARF3
Product: ADP ribosylation factor 3
Exons: 4
Coding region: 1-546 (181 amino acids)
Biological process (GO): intracellular protein transport; vesicle-mediated transport
Cellular component (GO): plasma membrane; cytoplasm
Molecular function (GO): GTP binding; GTPase activity
Source: RefSeq, a predicted model, not a curated record